UGCACUGGACGACUCACUGUGUUUGAUCACAGCAGAUCGUUACUAAGCAGUCAACGCUGUUAACAGGCAGGAAAAAAGAAAGAGGGGCCUCCUGCGGAUAAACCCAGCAGACACCCCCCACCUCUCCAGGAGUGUUUUCUCUGAGUGUUUUCUCUGAUGCUGAGCCGCACCGAGGAUGGAGCUGUCGUGUGAGUCCAUCAGAUAUCCAGGGAAAAGAAGACCGGUCAGUAGCAAGUUUGUGGAGCUCCAUGUGCUGUAUGUGCCAGAGGACCAGUGGAACGUGAAGCUCAAUAAAGUACCAGCUGAAGCCAUAGAGAGCUUCAUAUCUGCAGGCUUCAUCAGGGUUUAUCCAGAUGUCACCCUGAGAAGUCUGAGGAGCGAGCUGGGCGCUCUGCUUGGCACCGAGAGGAGCAUCAACAAAUUCUCCUUCCUGAAAUGUGUGGGCCGCAGUCUUGCACUGGUUAAAAGCAAGCAGGAGAGGGAUCUGAAAGUGAAAACAUUUGCUCCACCAUAUGCCCCGCAGCCAGAGCUCUACCUGCUCCCCAUAGUGGAGAGCAGCAGCAGCGCUUGUUCCCUCAGCCCUGACACCAGCAGCAGCUCCCCGGACCCCCCCAUCUAUCACCACCCUCCCAAGACAUGCAGCCUGCCAACCAGGACAAAGGAGGCUGUUAAAUUCCCCCCCAUCCCCCAGUGUUCCCAUCAGCCACCUCCCACCCUAAGCCUGGAAGAACGGGAGGAGGACGAUGAAGAGGAAGAGGAAGAGGAAGAGGAGGAGGAAGAGGAGCAGAGCUACAGUUCUUCAGAGGGAGAUGAAGAACAUGAAGAGGAGGCUCUGUCUUCCAACAAGCCUGAGUGUACAGAACAGUGUUGUCCCAGCAUGGCUCAGAGUCAAAGGGCACUGCAGACGGUGUCACUGAGUAAAGCUCUUGAUUCAGCAGUUCCACAGCGGCGUGAAGCUGAUUCAGCUCAGGCUGAGGAGCUGCCAGAAAAAGAAGAAACUUGCAGGAAGAAGAAACAGCACCAGAGGAAAGUGGCCAGAGAUUCAGGAGUGGCAGAGUCGCUGGAGGACGGAGAUUCAGGCUUCUCGUUCACAGACGGGGUUGGGAAAUCAAAAGAUGUACGCACGCUUAAAUCAUCAAGCAGGGCGACAGAAAGUCCUGCUGUGUCGUCUUGGCCCGUCCGCCGCUCCUCUCCACCUCCAGGUCUGCACAUGGCCUUGUUGACCCAUAAACCUGCCGCUCCCCCAGGCUUCCAGACAAACAGAGACGAGCUGAUCGAGGAGAUCAAGCUGGUGAGGGAGGAGAGGAGGCAGCUGGAGUGGACCAGGCAGGAGCUGCUGAGGAAGGGCAAAGAUUUACUGGCCCAGAACAGACACAGGAGGAACCAAGCCCGGGACAGUUGGAAAAAGAAAUAUUUUGAGACCAAGAAGGCCACAGCGCCACUGGAGGACAGCCUGAGAAAGUUGCGACAGGAGCUGGAGACAUUUUACAACAAACUCUUGCACCAGCUCCAGGCCAGAGAUAACAGAGGGAAGCCAAGACGCCAAGGCAGAUCCUCCAUCAAGAAUGAGCUGAUCAUUCAGAUCAUGACAGAGAGUCACGAGAUCGACAACCUGAAGAGGAACGUAGAAGAUGCCAAGAUGAAGCUGGUGACGGAGAUAAAGCUGAGGAAACAGGCUGCCACAGAGCUGAGGGCCCUGAAGGCCGAACUGGCCCAGAAGAAAAGUCAGUCGUCUCAUCUUGGCUUCGGAAAUACGACACGGGACAGACCACAAGUUCAAAUCACCUCCAUCUGAUUCACUUCACACAGAGAUGACACAUGCUGUCUGUGCUUCACUCUGCUGACACAGAAGAUGUUCAUUCGUUCCAUGAGAGGGAUUUUUACAUGUUGAUUUUAUAUGUUCAUGCAGUUGUAUUUUCUAUUUGUUGACUGAUUCAUUCCCGAGUUACAUCGUUCACUACAUUGUUAUUGUGGACUUACCCUGUAAUUUAUCUCAGGUUAUUCAGCUUGUUGCUAAGGGAAAAUGUAUUUGUUUGGAAAAUGUAGAACAUUUAGAACAACAAAGCAAUCAAAAGUAGUAAGAUUGAAAUGAGGAGUUAAAUAGCAAAUAAAGAACAAGAAAUAUAAGAGCUACAGUUCUGUGCAAGA
Messenger RNA from Pleuronectes platessa (European plaice), 2148 nucleotides. It is a transcript of the gene spata1, whose product is annotated as spermatogenesis associated 1. The coding region runs from base 176 to 1795 and encodes 539 amino acids. The transcript is spliced from 12 exons. Lineage: Eukaryota; Metazoa; Chordata; Actinopteri; Pleuronectiformes; Pleuronectidae. The record is from RefSeq and is a predicted model, not a curated record.